AAAAUAUCCUAACCAACACCAACAGAUUAGAAAUUACAAUAGCCAAAUGUUAAUAAAUUUAAUUAAUAUUUAAAUAUUUUGAAUAUUCAAAAGAAUAAUAUUUGAAUUAGAGAUGUCUGCAAGAAAAAGAAAACCGAAUCUUAAACUUCAGGUAUCGGACGACGCACCCCCGGUCACACCUCCUGCCAACUUGGACAAACGAACCACCAUAACCAUUGUGGACAAAACUUUCGAUGUCGAGGCGGAUGAUUUGGAAAAGAUCUGCGAUUUGGGGAGAGGCGCGUACGGAAUUGUCGAAAAGAUGAGGCACAUACCAAGCGGGACAAUUAUGGCUGUGAAACGUAUAGCUGCGACCGUAAAUACGCAAGAGCAAAAACGGCUGCUAAUGGAUCUUGAUAUUUCUAUGAGGAGUAGCGAUUGUCCCUCAACAGUACAAUUUUACGGGGCACUAUUUCGGGAAGGUGACGUUUGGAUCUGCAUGGAGGUUAUGGAUACUAGUCUUGAUAAAUUAUAUGCAAAAGUGUACAAGCAUAAUCGAACAAUUCCCGAGGAUAUUUUGGGAAAAAUUGCCUUAGCCGUCGUGAGUGCUUUACACUAUUUGUACUCGAAGUUACGGGUAAUUCACAGAGAUGUUAAACCGUCAAAUAUAUUAAUAAAUAGGAAAGGCGAAGUGAAGAUGUGCGACUUUGGCAUUAGUGGGUACCUUGUUGAUUCUGUCGCCAAGACAAUUGACGCGGGCUGCAAACCGUACAUGGCUCCAGAACGAAUAGAUCCUCAAGGUAAUCCUUCUCAGUAUGAUAUACGCUCGGAUGUGUGGAGCUUUGGAAUAUCGAUGAUAGAAUUGGCGACGGGCCAGUUUCCAUAUCAGAAAUGGGGCACCCCGUUUGAACAGUUAAAGCAGGUCGUCACUGAUGAUCCGCCCAGAUUACCGCAUAACGAAUUUACACCGGAAUUUGAGGACUUUAUUUCGAAAUGUUUACAAAAAAAAUAUACGGAUAGGCUUAAUUAUGAUCAACUUUUAAAACACCCCUUUUGCGUUCGACAUGCAGAAAAGGAGACGGAUACGGCGUCGUUUGUUUCCGAAAUAUUAGAUAUACCGGAGAGUGGAUGAGAUUCCUGCAUAAUUUCUUAGUUUCUUUUCUCCAUUGAAUAGUCAAGAAUUUUAAUUGCAGUGGUGAAUGGUGUACUAAUGAAGCCUAACAUAAGUACUAUGUAUACAAAUUUUUAAUAAUGUGUUCAUAGACGUGUGAUAAUUCACAUCCUAGCAAGCCUACUUUACUCAAAAUUAAUACAUCACAUAUUAAUUAUACUGUAAGUUUAAAGGAGAGAUAAGAUAAAUAUUUAUUCACAAAACCGUUAUCGAGAAGUGAUUUAGAAAUUAGGCAAUAAUAUGCUUCCCCGUGUAGAAUAUUUUUUGAUUGAUUUAUUUUCUUAAAGUCGUUAACCCCUAUGCUCUAAUAUCAGUAUUUUUUAAAGAAUGUUUGCUUUUAAUUUAUUCGAUUGUUUUUAGGAGUGUACGUAAAAUUUUACUUUUUUGAGUUUUCUUUUUAAUUAACAAACUGACAAUUUUAUCAUCUCAAUAAUUUUACGUUUAUUGCCAUAGUUUAAUUAGCGCAUUUCUUUUAAAUAUGCAAAAGCUCCGUCUGAAUUCAGUUUUAGUCAUUUUAAAUAUUUCAAGCAGAUUUAAAGGGAAUGUGCGGUAAUGUACCUAUAUUGUUGUCUUACAACUGAUUUGAUUUAAAUACUUUGUUAUAUAAAGUUAAUUUAGUUAAUCUUCAAAAAUUGAAGAAUAUAUUGUAUGAAACUGUGUGAUAAAUAAAGUUUUGUUUUACUCAG
Molecule: messenger RNA, 1836 nt
Organism: Photinus pyralis (common eastern firefly)
Lineage: Eukaryota; Metazoa; Arthropoda; Insecta; Coleoptera; Lampyridae
Gene: lic
Product: dual specificity mitogen-activated protein kinase kinase 3
Exons: 6
Coding region: 113-1111 (332 amino acids)
Biological process (GO): protein phosphorylation; stress-activated MAPK cascade
Molecular function (GO): ATP binding; MAP kinase kinase activity
Source: RefSeq, a predicted model, not a curated record